Molecule: messenger RNA, 2166 nt
Organism: Tremella mesenterica DSM 1558
Lineage: Eukaryota; Fungi; Basidiomycota; Tremellomycetes; Tremellales; Tremellaceae
Exons: 5
Coding region: 1-2166 (721 amino acids)
Source: RefSeq, a predicted model, not a curated record
AUGUCCGACCCAGACACUUCGACAUUGGGAAAAGAAGAUCCAAUACAAAACCUACCUUCUUGGACAACAAUCCAAUCAUGGGUACUCAGACCACAAGCUAUCGCUAAAUGUUUCAUCAGUGAUAUUUAUCAAAUGUCGAGUUUGAUUUUACCAAAUACGACAGGGACGAGUUAUGGUUCUCGAGAUACAUUCCUACUCGAUCAUUUUCCUUGUCGUAUGGUCAACUUGGUAGGUGCCUCGACGACUCAGCUUUCUUCCUGUACAAACGAGACCGUACAUUUCCCAUCCGCAAAAGAACGUAAAGCUCUUCGACGUGCUCAAACUCUCGAAAACACUACAAAGAUGAAUUUAUCGCAACGCCCCCCUGUGAAAAUGUACGAAAAGAAAGAUAUUCGAGUGGGUGAUGUAGUGAGGGUUGUGGGGAAAGUUGAUGAGUGGCAAAGACGAAGGAAUGGAGCGGGGGAAUGGGUUAGACAAGUCGUUGUUGAAGAUGGAGGUGGUGGAAGUAUAACAAGAGUAGAUCCAGACGAACAAUUCCUACACGUAACACAAGUCAAUCAACUUCACCGUACAUUAUACUCUCAGCCAUUCAUCAUGCCCCCUGCUCCUACUCUCUCUAGGGCGAGUUCGCCAUUACGUCAAAGGAAAUUACCUAGUCCGGCAAAAUCGGUCAGAUCGGUCAUGUAUUCAGAUUCGUUAGCACCUUCUAGUGAAAUUGGGAGUGAAGUGGAAUAUGAUGAAGGUCCUGUUCCUUUACGUGACCCAUCCAAACUCCGUUCUUCUCAACUUACCGACCACACAUUCCGUCAUUACCUCCUAGACCAUAUGACCCAAACAACUUUAUCCACUAUCAGAUCAAUGUCACCUAAUCAACUCCAUCUCGCCCUAUGUGAUCUAUUUCCCGAAUAUGCAAUAUCGACCAAAGAUCAAACCUCGAUAUACCAGCCUACUUUCGAUUCAUCAUUUCCACCCUCCUUCAUCACUCCUCGACAGAGUACGACCGCUUCAAAUUCUCUUUUCAAACAACCCUCGACUUAUUCUGAUGAUACUUCAACGUGGUCAGUUGGAUCUGAUCAUGUUGGUAAAGACCUAUCAGAGGUGUUUGGGGAUAGCACAAAAGAUAAUAUAUCACCUUCUGCCACACCUACUCAAGCUAAAUACUUUCGUUCGAAAGCUGAACGUCUGAUGGAGAAAUCUUUCAUUUCUCAAGCGAAAGCAACUCCCGAGGAGCAUUCACACUCUUUGAAAUCUUUUCGACCCUAUCAGCCUCAUCAUCACCAACAAACUCUUUCUUUGACUCGUCCACAUAUCGAGUCGUUCCACUUACAUCACUCCGAACCGUUUCAAGAAUCUAAAAUAGAUGUUGAUCUGUUUACACCAUUUGCAUAUCCCUCACAAUCGUAUCAACAUUCCUCAAUCCCGAUGCAACCGUGGAAUCUUCAUCAGAACAAAAGUCGACCUCACAAUCACCAUCAAAACAACAGUCGACCUCACAAUCUUCCUCAGAACCAAUCUCAACCUUACGAUCUUAAUCAAGACCAAUCCCAACCCCACAAUCUCUAUCAAGCCCAAGCUCAACGUCAUAGUCAUGAAAAACAAGAAUUUUCAUACCAAGAACCAAGUCUAGAAACCUUCACCAUCCCCUCCAUACUCUCCAUCCCUCAUUUGAACCAACUCGCCGGAUUGGUAGUUGACGCAGAAUCCAAACGAACCGAACGAGCCCGUCGAAAACGUAUAACGGAAGGUAUCGCUUCUCAAGCAGAUCUAACGAUAUCUCCUCGUGCAUACAAAUUAUCAGGAGAGAAGAAAAGAAGAAAGAUGGAGAGAUUAGUGAGGUUUGUAUUGAGACGAAUUUCUGAAGAAGGUGGUUUAGUACAUGUCCAAUUAACCAGGAAACAAAAACAAGAUCAAAAUCCAACUUACCCCUCUGAUCCUUCCAUUGAGAUUAAAGACAAAACUUAUUUGAAAGAAUACGACUUUCAAUCGAAAUAUUCAAAUCAUACAUCUCCUCUACCAUACAUGAUUAGCGGUAUCAAUGACAAACAAGUAAGAAUGAUCAUGGAAAGAGAUAAAAGGGAAAGAGAUGAGGAAAAGGAAAAGGAAAGGGAAAAGGAAAAGGAAAAGAAAAAGGAAGAGGGAGAGGAAAGGGAGAGGAAGAAAAAGUAG